GUGUCUGGUGGCGCCAGUCAAAAGAAGCUCUGGACUACACGGCAAAGCUGAAACUUUGGUACUGAACUCCACGGCAAACUGGAGAACCGAGACGCACCUAGCAGUCCCAGCUAUUAGCAAUGACAAGUCGCAGCAGCUUCGCUGGCUCCGAGUUCUCAGAGGAGGAGCUGGAGCUGAGUCUGGAGACUCAGGUCGACGAUGACACCGUUGACAGCAGCCGAAAAGGUUCCUAUACUGACAGCGCAAGUCCUAGUAGCAACCUCAGUGAGGCAGAUGAAGGACGGCCAAAGAAACGCAGCAGGCCGGUGCGCUCUAAAGCCCGGAGAAUGGCAGCCAAUGUGAGAGAGAGGAAGCGAAUUCUGGAUUACAACCAGGCCUUCAAUGCACUGCGUGUGGCACUCCAUCAUGACCUGAGUGGCAAACGCCUUUCCAAGAUAGCCACGCUGCAGCGCGCCAUCAACCGCAUUUCAGCGUUAUCAGUGUUUCUUAGCAACAACCCACCCAACGGAGCCAACAAAGCCUGCAACCACCAGGAAUGCCACGGAGAACCUGGACAUGUGUCCCCGACCCAUCUAGAGCCCCAGGGCUACAUGUCCUGGGAGCAACCACUGGCACACCAGAUGCAGAUGCACAGACUGCCUUCAGAGCAGCAAGCUCACAUGGACCACUGGAGACACGUGAGUUCCACCUGUCCACUAUCGCCACACUAUUCCUGCUACUCACCUGAUGUCCAGCUGUAUGCAACUGGUGGAUCCUGUAGCAGUCCUGCCAGUGACAAUGCCAGUCCUCCACGGUACGGGUGCCUGGGAGAUGGGUUGGGCUACCAGGCUGGGGUUUGGGGAUCCUGUUCUCAGACCUAUGUGGAUGGGCAAGGUGAGGCAACUCGACCUUUCUCUUGGCACAUGGGCUAUCUCCAGGAGGCAGGUCCUCAACAAUGCUAUCCGAUGUUAUGACACCUUUCCUGAGGGAACUGUGAUGAAAUGAGAUGAGGACACUGUGUAGGUGCAAUCUUGAUGACAUUGGACAAUCACCUGUACAAUUAUAUGUACAAUGACAUGUACAAUGAAUAAAUAUUUCAAAUGUAAUCAAAAGCCUCAAAAACGCACAAUGGAUGUAGAGGUAAAUAAAAGUGUUAUAUAAAAUGUACCAAUGCCGAAAAUACUCAGGAAUCACUGAUUGUAUGAAAAG
Messenger RNA from Hemibagrus wyckioides, 1188 nucleotides. It is a transcript of the gene bhlha9, whose product is annotated as basic helix-loop-helix family, member a9. NCBI's taxonomy places the organism in Eukaryota, Metazoa, Chordata, Actinopteri, Siluriformes, Bagridae. Gene Ontology annotation, molecular function: RNA polymerase II transcription regulatory region sequence-specific DNA binding; protein dimerization activity; DNA-binding transcription factor activity, RNA polymerase II-specific. The transcript has a single exon. Gene Ontology annotation, biological process: developmental process; regulation of transcription by RNA polymerase II. The record is from RefSeq and is a predicted model, not a curated record. The coding region runs from base 120 to 953 and encodes 277 amino acids.